Cylindrotheca closterium is the source of this 1056-nucleotide messenger RNA. Lineage: Eukaryota; Bacillariophyta; Bacillariophyceae; Bacillariales; Bacillariaceae. The record is from the annotation of a GenBank genome assembly.
AUGCCAUUUUUUAAACGACAACUUGAAUCAUCCUAUGGAAGCCCCAGCAGAAUUAGAUUCAGUCCCGAGCCAAAGAAAAAUGAUACUGGUCAAACCGAGAUGGCUCAACCGGAAAUGGAAACUACGCCUUCUGCAAUUCCUGCAGAAGAUACCCAGAAAGUGGCACAGGAUAACCAUCCCGAGCCAGUAGUCAAGAUUAAAGACGUGGAACCAAGACAAGAGGAAACUCUGAGUGCCUUCGAACAAGAGCUUCAAAAGGCUCACGAUAGUUCUCCUGGUCUUCAGGCGCUCCAGGCACUCCCAGGCUAUGAAAACGUCUUCAUCGAAAUCGUCUCUUCCACAGCAGAAUCGGUAGAUGAAAACUCUGAGCCAACACCAGUCACUGAUCAAGAAGCACAGCGUAUGAUUGACGAGAUCUACAAAAUGGCUGAGGAUACUGAUCUAGAAGAGGAAAUGCUUGCAUCGAUUUCAUCCGAACCUAUCACUUCGCAAGCCUUGAAUGCGAUUGGCAGCAGAAAACGCAAAGGAAGACGUCGAGGAGAAAAGUCUGGCCAAGGAGGCGAAGAAGAGAACAAAAAAGGAAAAGUCCAAGAGACGAUCAUCAAAGCAACCAAUCGAGCCUCUACAACAAACAAUCGUAAUCAACAAACACAUGCCAAUGGAACGUGUAGUCAAGCACUACACCAGGGACUACAUUCCCAUGCAGUGCAGUAUGCGUCCAGCAGAUCCCACACUGUGUCCUUUGUCGAAGAAAUGAUCGAAUAUGAGUUCGAUGGGGUGGAUGAUGACAUUACGGAUGCUGGUGACUCGUCUACCGUCACAAAAAGUGUAACGGAAGAUUCAGUCCAGCGAAUGAUUGGGGAGCUCCAAAGAAUGUCAGAAGACGGCGAUACUGGUAACGAUUCAGCGACUUCUGGAUCCGCAACCAUCACCCGCGACGAAAUGGAACGAAUGGUCGCAGAGAUCCGUUUGGCUGCCAAGCAAACGGCAUCAGAACCUGUCAAACCCAAGGAUCUCACCGAGAACGAAGCCCAACAAAUGGUCACUGACAUCAAG